This is a messenger RNA of Leishmania braziliensis MHOM/BR/75/M2904, 2853 nucleotides long. RefSeq names its product putative glycerate kinase. The transcript has a single exon. Gene Ontology annotation, molecular function: glycerate kinase activity. The record is from RefSeq and is a predicted model, not a curated record. The coding region runs from base 1 to 2853 and encodes 950 amino acids. Lineage: Eukaryota; Euglenozoa; Kinetoplastea; Trypanosomatida; Trypanosomatidae.
AUGAACCACCCCAGUAGGCAGAGCGACGUCAACGCCAGCGAUGCAGCAGCCCACCUCGACAACUCUGGAGGUCCGUCCUCGAUAGAUCCGUCGUUUAUCGCCACUGCGGCUGCGUCGCCUGCUGUCGCUUGUGCCAUCGCCUCGCCAGCCCCAGGAGGGCUUGCACAGAGGACUCGCGAAGUGCACCUGCCCGCGCCGCACCCGCGUCGUUCAGUGCAACCGCCGCUUCGAAGACCAGGGCUUCUGGUCGCGACACCACGUCCUGGAGAGCAUGAGCACCACCGUCGCCGCCACAGUGACGGUGCCUCUCCACUGCGCGUGCUGUGCGCCUGCGACACCUUCAAGGGCACCCUCUCCUCGGAUAAAGUUGGCGAGGCGGUGGAGAAGGGAUACUGGCAGGCGUGGGCCAAGACGCACGGCUCCGCAACAGCGCAAUCCCACGCGCUUCCAGCAGUCACGGCACCGGUGGAGGAGGUAUCGACGUUAUCGCCUACGUCUCCACCACUGCAUCUGGUGGCACCGCCGCUAGCCACAAGCUUACUUCCUGCGCAGCCCCCUUCCGCCCUUCCGGCAGACGCGGUGCGGUUCCUACACCUACCAAUGAGCGACGGCGGUGCCGGCCUGCUGGACAGCGUUACCUACUCCCUAACGCACGCGUGCAGGAUGGGGGCCACCGAACUGGGUUCCUCGUCCUCGGACAACGCGUUGCGCCUGCAGCGUGUGUACGUGCCGGCGUCCGUCCCAAUCAUAGGCCCCCUCGGCACUGCGAUCACGACGGACAGCAGUGCCGCAGGAGGCGCCGCAGGAGCUUCUCACGGGGUGUCCUUUGCCUGUGACGUGGAGAGACGGGUGCUUGUUCUCGAGAUGGCAGAGGCGGCUGGGCUGCCGCGCAUCGCGCGUGCACAAGACCGGCACCCAGGUCGCACGACAAGCUACGGCGUAGGUGAGCUUAUCCGCUACGCGCUGGUCUACAUGGCUAAGGCUGCUCAUGCACACGCGGAGGCCCAAGCGGCCCCGAAAAUGGCUUCCCCCGAGAGCGAGGAGGGGGGAUGUGGGGGUGUGCGCCUCUUCCUGGGCAUCGGCGGCAGUUCCACCAACGACGGGGGUCUUGGCGCGCUGCAAGCGCUUGGGCUGGAGAUCUUUGUGGACGCCGCGCACGCCCGCGCGACGGACGGCGGUAACGUCGGCACCCAGUGCGUGUGCGCAGCAGCAACAUCAGCAGCGGCUGAUGAGCAGGCAGCUCCGUGCCAUGCUGACGAUGGCACGGAUGUGCGCCUCGCGAGACCCUUCCGUGGCGAGGACUUGGCCCACGUCACCCGCGUCCGCAUCAGCGCAGAGAUGCGUUGCAUUUUCCCCUACUUGCCUGAGGCAGCGAUGUCACCGACUGCGACGGGCGCGAAGCGCGGUGCUGCGCAAGCCGUACCACCGGCGAAUUCUUCACCGGCGCCGCCGCGCGCGUGCUACGUUGCGGAGGUGUGUUUGAUCUGCGACGUGGACAACGCGCUUGUUGGCCCACGCGGGGCGACGCACACUUUUGGGCCGCAGAAGUGUGCGCCGCGCCACGCGCCGCUGCCUCAUUCGUUGUUUGCCACAGCUGCCGGCACCCCUCCUGCUGGAUCGCACGCGGGUAGUAGUGCAGAGGCCGAAGCUCCCCAGAAUGCGGUGGGCGGCGCCAUCACUUCUGUCGCGCAUCAUCAGCAGCAUCAGCAGCAGCAGCAGCAGCAACUGCUGGACUCGCUGGAGGCAGGAAUGCGACACGCUGCCACACGCGUCGUGGCGAGUUUGUGGCGGCACCUUGCUGCUGCUGCUGAUGCGGAUGUGGAGGGCAGCGGAGCAGAGGCGGCGGUGCUGGCGGAUCUGCUAUACAGUCCAGGUGGUGGUGGUGCGGGGGGCAUGAGUGGGUUCUUCCGCUAUGUACUGCAGGCGUGCUAUGUACCUGGGGCGGACGUGGUUGGGGGUCUUCUCGGCCUGUAUGAAACCCCGAGAGUCGCGCAGCUGCUGGGAAGCGGGGCCAGCAGCCCAUCAAGGCGUGGUGUGGUAGCCGAGGUGGAGAAGCGAGGCGGACAACGGGGCGAUGACGUGUUUCCGGUGCCGGCAGAAAUGCCUGCGGCCAUGACGUGGCAGCCAACGGGGUUAUCACUGCGGCGCCCGCGCGGGUCUCUUUUCUACACGUGCGACGUCCUCGUGUCAGGCGAGGGCUCCUUCGACGAUCAGACAAUUUUGUCGCACAAGACGGUGGGCCGGCUGCUGGAGAUGUGCACUGUAGCCAACGCAUACCGCUUGUGGCACCACUACUGCGACGACGCGGGGGAGGGCGAGGCGGCCUGGAGCGAGCAGCGCGGCUGUCGCUGCAUCACCGAUGUGGUUGUCGUGUGUGGCCGCUGCGGCUUUGACGACUACACGCACCUUCAGUCCUCUGUGCUGCAAGCCGUGUGCAGAACUCUACUCCUGCCCAGCACUUCGAAAGACUGUGCGGCAGCUGUUGCUGCAGCUUCUCCUUCGAUGCGAAUGUUUCAUGACGUAGCCGGCGCCAACGCGGAUGCCGCGCGUCUGCACGUGUACUUGCAGGGUGUGAGGCAGUCAUCUACGUUCCGGCGUGCGUGCGGCGAGUCCUCUCACGCUCCGGAGGACUCGUGGAGCGCCGAGCACCUUCUCUCGAACUACUGUGUGCCGCGUGUGACGGUGCUGCCGCUCACACCGAUGCUGUUCCCUGUGCCUACAGCAAUGCAGCAGCCGUACAAGUGCAUCAUUUCAGCAGUGGCGCAGUUACUGGAAGAGUCAGUGAGGCGCCUGAGAAGCGCGCAAGCGGUGAGCAUGUUGGCGUGUGGAAGUCAUGACCAGAGCUCUCUCUAG